This is a messenger RNA of Cherax quadricarinatus, 633 nucleotides long. The record is from RefSeq and is a predicted model, not a curated record. NCBI's taxonomy places the organism in Eukaryota, Metazoa, Arthropoda, Malacostraca, Decapoda, Parastacidae.
UCACAACGUUAUAAAUUUUGGAGUGAAGCUGAAACUCGCGCUGUUUUUGAGAAGUACCGACCAACUCACAUCAUUCAUCUUGCUGCUCUGGUUGGAGGACUUUUCAAAAAUAUGAAGUACAGCUGUGACUUCCUACGCCUCAAUCUGCUGAUGAAUGGCAAUGUGCUGGAGAUGAGCAGACUGUAUAACGUGAAGAAAGUAGUGUCUUGCCUGUCUACCUGCAUCUUCCCUGACAAAACUACAUUCCCCCUUGAUGAAACAAUGAUUCAUGAUGGACCUCCACAUUAUUCCAACUAUGGCUACAGCAUGGCCAAACGUAUGAUUGAUGUCAUGAAUCAGUGCUACCAUAGACAGUAUGGCUCUAAGUUUACUGCAGUGAUUCCUGCAAAUUUGUAUGGACCCCAUGACAACUUCAAUCUGGAAGACGGACAUGUUUUGUCUGGGCUGAUAAAUAAGGUAUACACAGCCAAAGAGAAUGGAACAUCUCUGACUGUUUGGGGGACUGGCAAACCUCUGAGGCAGUUUGUGUACACACUGGACCUGGCUAAGCUAAUAAUAUGGACCCUACGAGAAUAUGACGAGAUUAGUCCCAUAAUUCUUACAGGUAAGUUUAUCUGAAGUUAGAAGAAAAAA